AACACAAUAAAGAGAACAGAGCAAAACAGACCACGUUCCUUACUCAGAAUCUUGCGCGCUUCUUUUUCCUUUUCAUUUCUCACACGUCUAUAGAUACCUGUCCCCUCAUUUUUGUAGAGGGAGAGAGAGAGAGAGAGAGAGAGAGAGAGAGAGAGAGAGAGAGAGAGAGAGAGAGAGAGAGAGAGAGAGAGAGAGAGAGAGAGAGAGAGAGAGAGAGAGAGAGAGAGAGAGAGAGAGAGAGACGUUACUCGUCUGCUAAACUCACUAAGUUUUUAUGGUCGUCUUGAGGGAAUGUUCCUGCACCAGCGCAACGUAUGUGACUGACAGCGCGAGACAGUCUGCAUUCGGCAUCGUGUUGACACGUCCUUUCGCGAGACCUCCUUGCUGCAGGGACAGAUCAGAGAUGAUUUGAAGAACUGCAGCAGACUUCCAGUGAAUCUGUUAACCCACAUUUUGUAGUUCAAUCCUGCCACAGCUGAUCAGUGGAUAUAGUCGCUUCAUUGCUCCAGACAAAAUGGCUUCCAGUGUGAGAAAAUGUCAGCACCUGUUUUUAGCACUCAUCUUUUUGCCUUUGAUCUCCUGCAUGCACCCAGACUGUGUCAUUCAGUUAGAGAAAGAAAAGUGCAUGGAAAGGAUGGAAAUGGAUGAUCCCGUCAGUGAACCUGAAUUAAUCUGUCGAUGGAUGUGGGACAAUCUCACCUGCUGGCAGCCAGCUAGAAUUGGUCAGGUGGUCUGGAUGCCCUGUCCUGAGUUAUUUGAAGUCAUGAGUGAAGAAAAUGAUGACUUUGGAAAGGUGAGCCGUAACUGCACAGAAUAUGGCUGGUCGGACAUGUUUCCUCACUAUGUUGACGUUUGCCCUUUUAAUGACAAUGGAACAAGCCCAGACAUGUACUACGUAUCAGUAAAAGCUCUGUAUACUGUGGGCUACAGCACCUCACUGGUGUCUCUCACCACUGCCAUGGUCAUUCUCUGCUGGUUCAGGAAACUACAUUGCACAAGAAAUUUCAUUCACAUGAAUCUGUUUGUGUCCUUCAUCCUGAGGGCAAUCUCAGUCUUUAUCAAAGAUGGUAUUUUAUAUGCAGAGGAGGAUGGCAACCAUUGCUUUAUACACACCGUGGAAUGCAAGGCGGUGGUGGUAUUUUUCCAUUAUUGUGUUUUAUCAAAUUACUUUUGGCUGUUCAUAGAGGGUCUGUACCUCUUUACUCUACUGGUUGAGACAUUCUUUCCUGAGAAAAGAUACUUCUACUGGUACACUAUUAUUGGAUGGGGUACUCCAACGAUAUGUGUGACGGUCUGGGCUGUCCUUAGAGCUCACUUUGAUAACAUCGGAUGUUGGGACAUUAAUGACAAUGCUGCCAUCUGGUGGGUGAUCAAGGGUCCUGUCCUUGCCUCUAUCAUGAUUAAUUUUAUACUCUUCAUUGGCAUCAUUAUAAUCCUGGUGCAAAAGCUGCAGUCUCCAGAUAUCGGAGGGAAUGAAUCCAGCAUUUAUCUGCGUCUGGCUCGCUCCACACUUCUCCUCAUUCCCUUGUUUGGAAUCCACUAUACUGUUUUUGCUUUCACACCAGAAGAUGUCAGCAAGAGAGAAAGACUUGUGUUUGAACUUGGUCUCGGCUCAUUUCAGGGUUUUGUAGUAGCUGUCCUUUACUGCUUUCUCAACGGAGAGGUGCAGUCAGAAAUCAAACGGAAAUGGCGCAGCUGGACAGUGAACCGCUACUUUGCUGUGGAUAUGAAGCACAGGCACCCAUCCCUGGCCAGCAGCGGUGUGAACGGGGGAACCCAACUCUCCAUCCUCAGCAAAAGCAGCUCACAGAUCCGCAUGUCCAGCUUGCAGGCUGAAACACCAGCCACAUGAGAGCUCAGAAAACCACACAUCCUUUAGAAGAACAGACUUAAUACCAAACCAUCUCAAAACUUGUUCUAAUAAUCUACAUCAAUAUCCAAGGCCUGUUUACUUUUCUCUUGGGGUCUAUAUUGAGUCAGUCAAAGCGGAACUGUACAUCUUCUGGCCGUCCGUGAGACCACAGGCUUUUGCUAUGGAAAUCUGAAUGAUCUAUUGUGUGCCAAACAAAGAUGGAUAUUUUGAUGUGGGCUUCUUGACUGGUUUGAUCUGAAAGGAAAGGAAUCAGACCACAGGUUUUGUACUAUUGAAUGCAUUGAAAUCCAGUGUUUCUGUCCGGUGAUCUACUGAUGAUGAGCUAAUGAAGGUGGAAACAAAGUGGAUAUUUUUGUACAUACCAACAGCGCUUCAGCCAUGGUUUUCUAUUUUGUGACACGCUAAUAAAGCAACGAGAUUCUCAAUAUGAUACAUUAUUUGAUCUCUGAAGUUGCAGUUGAGGAGAUUCUGUGUUGUUGCAGUAAAAGGGACACGUGACAUGAAAAGGUUCUUGAAGGAGGGCGAACCAUGUUUCCCACAGGAGUGAAUAAGUCCCUGACACCUGAUUCUUGAUACACAGACUUGUCAGUCAUGUAAUGUGUAAAUAUUUAAAUCGUAGAAUGAAGGACGGCAGAAAAUUCACAUCUAAGGAAACAUACCAUGAAUUAUCAGAUCUUUUGUGGUAUUUUUUAUAUUUGAAUGGAUGUUUUUUUUGGAAGUACGUUGUUGAAAUCUCUUACAUGGUCAUCAUGUGACAUAUUUUCAACAUUAAAUAAAAACCUCUGGGCUUCAAUCACAGCCUAAAAAGGAAACUUUAAACAUUUCAGUGGGAUAACUGAAUAUUUAAAGGUAUAAGACUUGGUUAGAUAGAGUUUUCUUCUGUGGAAUCUGAUUUCAUUUUAAACCUCAUGAGUGGAUUCCUGUUGUUCUUUAAAUGUGCGUUAAAUGUGCUUCUAGUUUUUUUAAUUGCCGCUAUUACAGAAAAUGUCAAAUAGAAUAUAAAAAUGCAACAAAACACAUGCCACUAGAUUUGGCAUAUUUACAGUAUACAGAAACUGGGUAAAAUGGGUAUAGUUUUGUCGCAUCCAUUUUUAUAUCAACAACACACACACACACGCACACACGCACGCACGCACGCACACACAUCGAGUGAACCAACACUAUAAGUCACCCAUAUCAGUUGAUAAUUUAAUCAACUGAGCUAAAUAUUCUAAAUAUAAAUAUAUAAGCUAUAUAUAAAUAUUAAAUUGAUUUUACAUGUUGAACUUUUUGAACACACUAAUCAUUUUCGGACUCAUCUUCUGAUAAUUGUAUAUAUUUAAUGUCAUACAAGUUUUUUUUCUAGUCUGGUAGUUCAACAGCAAGCAUUUACAAAAAGCACUUCUAAAAAUCCAAAGAUAUAUAUUUUUUGUGGAUAUUUUACCCCAUGGGACAUCAUUUGCCGUACUAGUUUGCAACGUAUUUAAAUCUUUGAAACUGCACUGCAUAUAAACUGCAUAUUAUGUCACUGCAUAUAAACUGAAAAUGUUUUUUAAGUGCCUUUUUUUUGGAAAAAAUCAUUUGUUUAAAGUUAAAUGGUCUGAAUCCCUCUGACAGCCAACAAGACAAUAGGCGAUCAAUGUGUCACUAAAGCUAAACAACAAUUUCCAUUUACUUUUUUGAUGGUUAUUUGAUAUUAUAAGCCAUUCUCAAUAAUUUAGAGAAUUACUGUACAUAAUUAUUUGCGUUUUACAACAGUUAUUUUGUGUGAGACGUGAAACAAACGUCUUGUCUCAAGUUUGAAUGAAAUUGGUCAUGAGACUUGUUGUGUCCUACUUAACUACUUAACUUUUUUUUAAAUAACAGUUUUUCCUAACUUUUUGAAGUAUUGUGAUUAUAGUGUUUAGAUGGAUUUUGUCACAAAACAAAUGCCUUGUUUUUUCAAACGAUAACUGCAAAAAGAAAAGGCACAUAAAGUAUAUACAUACUGUAUAUAUAAUACAGAUUGUAUGUUUUAUAUGAUCCAUAAUUUUAUUAAUAUGUAAAAAGACACUAUGGAUUUUGUUUUGGUAAUUCCAUUAGAUAUGAAGAAUAUGAAUGGUAUAUUAUUCAAUUUUACACAGAAUGAUUAAGCUGAACGUUUACAUUUAUUGAUAAAAAUGUCAUUUGGUGAAUUAUAGCCUGAUGUAUAUAUCUAGGAUGUAAAAUUACUUUAUUCCAAUACAUGCAAUUUAGCGAUGACAAAUUUAUGAUUAGCAUAUCAUUUACAAAUAAUUGUGAUAUAUCUUUUUUGCUCAGUGACAACACCAGAGUGUGUAGCCUUACACUCUGCUCAGUGUUUUCAUGUAUAUGACAGUAAAGUGGCUGUAGAAAUGCCUUGUGAAUACUUAAUGCAGAGAAAAGUAAUACAUUUCAUCAUAAAUUCAAACACAAAAGCUAAUAGUGUGCAUUUGUGGCUGUUUAACAGGUAAUGCACUGAAGUUGUAUAUAAUUUUUUUAAGUAAUUUGAAAGUUUGCCUGUGAUUAAAAAGCUCUUGGUGAUCAUGUUUAAA
Messenger RNA from Triplophysa rosa, 4404 nucleotides. It is a transcript of the gene adcyap1r1b, whose product is annotated as adenylate cyclase activating polypeptide 1b (pituitary) receptor type I. Lineage: Eukaryota; Metazoa; Chordata; Actinopteri; Cypriniformes; Nemacheilidae. Gene Ontology annotation, biological process: cell surface receptor signaling pathway; adenylate cyclase-modulating G protein-coupled receptor signaling pathway. Gene Ontology annotation, cellular component: neuron projection; plasma membrane. The coding region runs from base 515 to 1852 and encodes 445 amino acids. The record is from RefSeq and is a predicted model, not a curated record. Gene Ontology annotation, molecular function: vasoactive intestinal polypeptide receptor activity; peptide hormone binding; G protein-coupled peptide receptor activity. The transcript is spliced from 14 exons.